CCUUCUUUUAGCACUAACCAUGUCAUCAAUCGAGGGUCUUGCAUCAGAGAAAUCCACUUUCUUGGGCUCGGCUCUCGCUGUGCGUGCAGCCGAUCAGGCUUACUUUGGCGGACAUCAAGUCUACACCAACGUAUCCCCGUCCACAUCCAAGGGUGGACCCCAUGGUGGUCAUGGAGGACCUCAUAGCCAUGGUGGCCACCCACACGGACACCAAAAAGGACAUGGGAAGGAACUGGUCCCGAAAGCCGACAUGCCAGUCGUACCGAAAGGUGAUUUGCAUGUUGCCAUUCAAUACGCGAAAGAAAUAGUAGCCAAAGCAAUGGCUGAAGCAGGCCCAUCUGGACUUGUAGAUGAAGCGCUCGCUCGGGAGGUUAAAGCUCUCAGAAAGGAAAAUGAAGAAAUAAGAAAGGAACUGGCCGAGUUGCGUGAGACUAUCGAGAAAUUUGCGCGCAUGAAUGCUAUUCCAGCUAAGGCAAGCGAGAAAACUGAGAAAACACCUCCAGCCAAUGAGACAAAGGAGGCUGUUGCUGAUGAAGAUUUUGAUCUCUUCGGUUCUGAUGAGGAAGAGGAUGCCGAGAAGGCUAAAGUAGUGGAGGAACGUCUCAAAGCUUAUGCUGAGAAGAAGUCCAAGAAGCCGGGACCUAUUGCCAAAUCGUCCGUGAUCCUUGACGUCAAACCUUGGGACGAUGAGACCAACCUUAAAGAGAUGGAAGAUCUUGUGCGUGGAAUUGGAAUGGAUGGUUUAGUUUGGGGUGGAUCCAAACUGAUCCCAGUUGGAUAUGGAAUCCAAAAAUUGCAAAUUAUUUGCGUGAUUGAAGACGAGAAAGUGUCCGUUGAUGACCUGAUCGACAAAAUCACCGGCGAUUUUGAAAGCCAUGUUCAAUCCGUGGAUAUUGUCGCAUUUAACAAGAUCUAGGGUCUUUUUUCUGCUCAAAAUACUCCUCAACCGAGUGUUGUUGUCUUGUCAAUGACUUAAUACGUGAUAAAGUUUUAAUAUUGUUCAAGUGCUGAUUGUGAAUGGCAUUAAGGCCACAAAACUUUUCAGCAUUUGUAGUAGAAAGG
Molecule: messenger RNA, 1062 nt
Organism: Cylicocyclus nassatus
Lineage: Eukaryota; Metazoa; Nematoda; Chromadorea; Rhabditida; Strongylidae
Source: the annotation of a GenBank genome assembly